Acaromyces ingoldii is the source of this 2051-nucleotide messenger RNA. RefSeq names its product kinase-like protein. Gene Ontology annotation, molecular function: protein kinase activity; ATP binding. The record is from RefSeq and is a predicted model, not a curated record. Lineage: Eukaryota; Fungi; Basidiomycota; Exobasidiomycetes; Exobasidiales; Cryptobasidiaceae. Bases 1 to 1749 code for a protein of 582 amino acids. Gene Ontology annotation, cellular component: nucleus. The transcript is spliced from 9 exons. Gene Ontology annotation, biological process: protein phosphorylation.
AUGGCUGCGCUGCCAAGGGCAAAGCGGCCGCGGAGGUCGGCCCACGAGCCUGACUUUGGCCAGGCCAUGGACCUCGGCUCCCAUCCUUCCUCAUCACUUUCAUCCCUGUCCUCGUCAUCGCACCGUAAUGGUAACGACGUCAACGGGUACGGACACACAAACGGCAGCAUCACAGGUGGGACAGCGGUCGGUUCGACGUCGGCAAACCCAAUGCUCCAACAUCACUCAACCCUGGUUCCGGGGCCAUCAAUCAACGGGGCUUCGUAUCGCAAUGGGGCAUCUGCAUCCAAGCAGAGUUCGGUUCGAGAGGUCAUUGCUGGCAAGGAGCGCGAGGUCUUCGUGGUAGAUAGCACUAGCCCGCCAAAUUCGACGAACCAGCAUCAGCAACAUGCAUGGAAUAACUCUGAUAGCGCAGCAGGGCUCGCGAAUCCAUACGCAACGGCCACCAGCUCAACUGUGCCGAAGGGAAAGAGAAAGGCAGGCGCUUCGCCAUUGGCAGCGAAGCCUGCUUCAGGGCAAACGCAGACGGCAUUGCAAAAGAGGCGGAGAUACGAUGCAGCAGAGAAGGCGGCCGUGGACAGAGAGAGGGGUCUUCAUCCUGCGCCAGCGGCAACGAACCACUACGUCGACCGAGAGGCUCUCAGUUAUGUCGCACCACCGCCGACCCACACCGUCGAUGACAAAGAGGGUCAUCUCAUUGUGCGCAGUCGAGACUAUGUUACUGGUCGAUAUCAAAUUAUCCGGCAGUUGGGUCAGGGAACGUUUGGCAAGGUGGUGGAGUGCUACGACAUCAAAACGCGAAAGAUGGUCGCCAUCAAGGUUAUCAGAGCCGUACAAAAGUACAGAGAUGCCAGCAAGAUCGAGAUUAGGGUCCUCGACACACUGCGACAGCAUGAUCCUCUCAACCAGAACAAAUGCAUCCACCUCCUCGAUACCUUUGACUUUCUCAACCACGUCUGCAUCGUCUCUGAGCUGCUGGGACAGAGCGUCUUUGAUUUUCUCAAGGACAACUCAUUUCUUCCAUUUCCAAGUCGUCACAUUUGGUCGUUCGCCAAGCAGCUUCUCCAGAGUGUCGCAUACAAGUCUGCCGUAGUCUUGCAUCGCCUGGGUCUCAUCCACACCGACCUUAAGCCUGAAAACAUCCUCCUGGUCAACCAUGACUACGACUUGGUUCCACUGACGCGCCGGGCGAAUUCCAAGCGCAAGCGGGUUCUCAAGGAAAGCGAGAUCCGACUCAUCGAUUUUGGUAGCGCCACCUUCCAGGACGAGUACCACAGCAUGGUCGUGUCGACGCGGCACUACCGAGCGCCGGAGAUCAUUCUUCAGAUGGGGUGGACGUUUCCCUGCGAUGCAUGGUCGAUUGGAUGCAUCCUUGUUGAAUUUUUCACAGGCGAGGCCCUCUUCCAGACACACGAUAAUCUCGAGCAUCUCGCCAUGAUGGAGGCAGUCUUAGGUGUCAUGCCCGACGAUUACAGGAGAAAGGCAGAGACCUACUUGCCGGCCUACUUCAAGCAUGGGCGGCUAGACUACCCCAACAAGGAUACGCAAAAACAGUCGAAGAAAUACGUCAAGGCGAUGAAAAGCCUAGAUGACAUCAUCAGAUGUCCACCGAGCUUUUCCAAGUUCGAGUCGAGGUUUAAGCACCUUAUCAAGCGUUUGCUGACAUUUGACCCGGAACAAAGAAUACGUGUGGAUCAGGCGCUGCAUCACCCAUUCUUUGAGCUCACCGAGGACGAAAUCCCGCCGUGAUGUCAAGUGGCACCAGCAUUUGGAGACAGGAAGAGAACGCAUUCGUCUAUCGUCAUCAUCGGCAUCCUCAUCCUCGGUUUUGGAAACAUGUAGCAUUAUAUUCCCCUUCAUCGCACCACGCCAUGACCAUCCCCUUACUUAUUCUAGAGUCUUUUGUCCCUUCCUCCUCUUGUCAUUAUCACCCUCCGAACGCCUUACACACUACCCGCACAAUACAUGUAUGUACAGUGCUCUUCUGUCCCGCUUCAUUCCUUCGCCAAAUCCACAUUUCCUCUGGUGAUUCGUCGCCCUCAGCAACUUCA